Molecule: messenger RNA, 2052 nt
Organism: Echinops telfairi (small Madagascar hedgehog)
Lineage: Eukaryota; Metazoa; Chordata; Mammalia; Afrosoricida; Tenrecidae
Gene: CNGA1
Product: cyclic nucleotide gated channel subunit alpha 1
Exons: 8
Coding region: 1-2052 (683 amino acids)
Biological process (GO): monoatomic cation transmembrane transport
Cellular component (GO): intracellular cyclic nucleotide activated cation channel complex; plasma membrane
Molecular function (GO): intracellularly cAMP-activated cation channel activity; protein-containing complex binding; cGMP binding
Source: RefSeq, a predicted model, not a curated record
AUGAAGACAAGUAUAGUGAAAACACAAUUCUCUUUUGUAAAUAUCCCCAAUGUGGUUUUACCAGAUAUUGAAAUGGAAAUAAGAAGGAUGGAAAAUGGAGACUGCAGCUCUUUUUCUGAAGAUGAGAGUGCCUCUUCAUUUGAAGAAUCAGAAAGCGAAAACCUGCCUGCAGGAGGAGCCCUUAGGAAGAGUUCCCGCAGAAAGCGAGGACCUUCACAGAGGGAACACUAUCUGCCCGGUGCCAUUGCACUUUUCAAUGUCAACAACAGCAGCAAUAAGGACCAGGAGCCAAGAGAAAAAAAGAAGAAGAAAGAAAAGAAAAACAAAUCAGACGGUAAAAAUGAAAAUAAAAAGGUACCAGAGAAGAAAAAGAAGAAAGAGAAAGAAAAGAAAGUGGACAAAAGCAAAGAUAAGAAAGAAGAGGAGAAGAAAGAAGUCAUGGUCAUCGAUCCCGCAGGAAACAUAUACUACAACUGGUUGUUUUGUAUCGCGAUGCCUGUUAUGUACAACUGGACGAUGAUUAUUGCAAGAGCUUGUUUCGAUGAACUUCAGUCCGAUUACCUAUUAUAUUGGUUCAUUUUUGACUACUUAGCAGAUGGAAUCUAUGCUAUGGAUAUGUUUGUGCGAACAAGGACAGGUUACUUGGAACAAGGACUGCUGGUGAGGGAAGAGACUAAACUUCUAAAAAAAUAUAAAUCUGAUAUGCAAUUUAAACUUGAUGUCUUAUCCAUGGUACCCACUGAUCUGCUAUUUUUUAAGCUGGGGUGGAGCUACCCCGAAAUUAGAUUAAACAGACUGUUAAGGAUCUCUCGUAUGUUUGAGUUCUUCCAGAGAACAGAAACAAGGACAAACUACCCUAACAUCUUCAGGAUUUCUAACCUUGUUAUGUAUAUCGUCAUCAUCAUCCAUUGGAAUGCUUGUGUGUACUACUCUAUUUCCAAAGCAAUUGGAUUUGGAAGUGACACAUGGGUCUAUCCUGAUGUUAAUGACCCUGAGUUUGGCCGUUUGGCAAGAAAAUACGUAUACAGCCUCUACUGGUCUACACUGACUCUGACCACCAUUGGUGAAACACCACCUCCUGUAAGAGAUUCUGAGUAUAUCUUUGUGGUGAUUGAUUUUCUCAUCGGAGUGUUAAUUUUUGCCACCAUUGUUGGUAACAUAGGUUCUAUGAUUUCCAACAUGAAUGCAGCUAGAGCAGAAUUCCAAGCAAGAAUUGAUGCUAUAAAGCAAUAUAUGCAUUUUCGAAAUGUAAGCAAAGACAUGGAAAAGAGAGUUAUCAAGUGGUUUGACUAUCUGUGGACCAACAAAAAAACAGUGGAUGAGAAGGAAGUCUUGAAGUAUCUACCUGAUAAACUAAGGGCAGAGAUUGCCAUCAAUGUUCAUUUAGACACACUGAAAAAGGUGCGCAUUUUUGCUGACUGCGAAGCUGGCCUGCUAGUAGAGUUGGUCCUGAAAUUACAACCCCAAGUCUACAGUCCUGGAGAUUACAUUUGCAAGAAAGGAGAUAUUGGACGGGAGAUGUACAUCAUCAAGGAAGGCAAGCUCGCCGUGGUGGCAGAUGAUGGGAUUACUCAAUUUGUGGUACUGAGCGAUGGCAGCUACUUUGGUGAGAUCAGCAUUCUUAACAUUAAAGGCAGCAAAGCUGGAAAUAGAAGAACAGCCAAUAUUAAAAGUAUUGGAUACUCAGAUCUCUUUUGUCUCUCAAAAGAUGAUCUCAUGGAAGCGCUGACUGAGUACCCAGAUGCCAAAACUAUGCUAGAAGAGAAAGGGAAACAAAUUUUAAUGAAAGAUGGCCUAUUGGAUGUAAAUAUCGCAAAUGCUGGGGGAGAUCCCAAAGAUCUUGAAGAGAAGGUCACCAGAAUGGAGGGUUCAGUCGACCUUCUGCAAACAAGGUUUGCCCGGAUCCUGGCUGAGUAUGAGUCUAUGCAAGGGAAACUGAAGCAGAGACUAACCAAGGUUGAGAAAUUUCUGAAACCAAUUAUUGAUAUAGAAUUUUCAACCAUAGAAGAGUCUGGAAUGGAAAGUGGACCCACAAACUCUGCACAAGACUAA